Molecule: messenger RNA, 3388 nt
Organism: Tachysurus fulvidraco (yellow catfish)
Lineage: Eukaryota; Metazoa; Chordata; Actinopteri; Siluriformes; Bagridae
Product: soluble guanylate cyclase 88E-like
Exons: 16
Coding region: 647-3088 (813 amino acids)
Biological process (GO): cGMP biosynthetic process; nitric oxide-cGMP-mediated signaling; response to oxygen levels
Cellular component (GO): guanylate cyclase complex, soluble
Molecular function (GO): guanylate cyclase activity; oxygen sensor activity; heme binding
Source: RefSeq, a predicted model, not a curated record
AAAAAUGUCUUUGAAUAUCCAUUUCUUUGAGUGACUUAAACCAGAGUAUUAGUGUUAGUACAGAAUUGCCCAAUUUAAAAAAAAAAAAAGAAAAAGGUUCAAACAAAUGCUUUCAAUACUAGUUAUUAUGCCAAUCUGUACAAUCAUCAUUCCUCUUCUGUUUAUUAAGAUAAGAAUUUGAUUACAAGAAGUGUGAAAUAUCAACUUUCCAUAUCUUUAUAUAAUGAGGUCUGGUGGUGUAAUGCUUUUAUCUACCUGCCACAAACACACCUUAGCUCUCCUGUGUUGGCCUGUUUUAGCCCACCAUGUCUAUUGUCCUGACAGAGGAGUGUGUGAAGUGCUUCAAGUGCCAGGAACAGGUGUUGAGCAGAGAGAGAGGGAGGCCAGUGUGCUUUAGCCUGGGCCAGUCGCAACCUCCCAGUGCACUGAAUUGAGGAACUGCAGGUAGGCAACACCUACACACUAUACUCAUUUGGUUGUAUGAUUUAGUAAUAUAGUACAUUUUACUACCAUCUUAGCACUCAUAAAUGUGUUCUGAGUUUUGGGAAGCGUGUGUAAAAAUUAAAAGGCAAAUCCACGUCUCUGAUAUAUUUGAUCCUUCUAUCUCCGUGGAGGCAGAGGUCAGGAGGUUCUAAACCCUCUGAAGAUGUAUGGCCUGUAUCUGGAAGCAGUAAAUGACUACAUUAAUGAGUCCUAUGGGGAGGAUGUUUGGAGGCUUAUUGAGGCUCGGGCAGAGAUUCCUCACCUCAAGUUUGUACGCCACCAAAUGUACAAUGACAAUCUGAUCCUUCGUCUGGCUAAAGCAGCUGGAGAGGUUUUGGGAAAGACCCACGAUGAGCUGAUGUAUGCCUUCGGAGUCUAUAUGGUCAAACGAAUAGGAAACUAUGGCUAUGAAAGGAUUCUCAAGGUGUUGGGUCGUAAUGUGCGAGACUUCAUCAAUGAGCUGGAUAACUUGCACGAGUACUUCCGCUUCUCAUUUCCCAAAGUGCAACCGCCCAGCUUUUGUGUGGAAGAAGAGUGUGAGACGAGCCUGACACUACAUUAUCGCUCUACCAGAAAGGGUUUUACUCAGUUUGUCAAAGGGCAACUGUCUCAAGUGGGCCGUCAAUUUUACAACACAGACAUUGAGGUGGAGAUUUUGUCUAAAGAGGAAACAGAGAAAAUGACAUAUGUGGUGUACAAGAUGAACUUUGACAAUGCUGCAUUUAAGCACCGCAUGCCCCAGCAGAAAACAGCACCUGGUUAUGAAAAGCUCCCUAUGAAAAGGGGCAUCUUUUUUGACAUGUUCCCCUUUAGUGUAAUCUUCCGUAGAGACAUGACUAUGUACCGCAUCGGAGAUGGUCUGAAGGAAGUGUUCUCGGAUCUGCAGGGCAAAAAGGUCAACGAGGAGUUCACUCUGGUGCGACCCAUGUUGGAGUUUAGCUGGGACAAUAUCUACACUCACCUCAACAAUGUGUUUGAGCUGCUGUCAAAAGCAGUUGUAGAGAGCAAGCAGAAGGUCAACAUCCCUAAACUCAGCAAAGAAGAGCCUGAGGAGAAGGAGGAGAGUGAGAAGCCAAAGAAGGAAGAACGAGACGUCAAGGCAAUGGAUGAUAUGAAAGGAGCCGAUCAGGAGUACAGCAGUGCUUUGACCCAGUACAACAGCUCAGCAAACUCUGGAGGAGAAGACAUUGAACUUCUUGCUUUCCAGACCGUCACUGGUAAGUGCAGUGAAACUAUAUUUGAGGACAUGCGAGAACCACCUAAAAAGCCUCUUCAUCUGAAAGGCCAGAUGAAAUACGUGCCUCAAUGGGAUUCACUCAUCUUCCUUGGCACACCCAUUAUUGAGACAGUGGAGGACAUGAUUAAAAUGGGCGUUUAUGUCAAUGACCUUAACCUGCAUGAUUCAAGCAGAGAGCUCAUUCUGGCAGGAACUCAGCAAUCAGCCGAGCUGCAGCUGGCUCUAGACCAGGAGCAACAGAAAUAUGCUCAGCUGCAAGAGAUCAUUAAGAAACUGGACGAGGAGAAGAAGAGAGGCGACUCUCUGCUAUAUGCUAUGAUACCAAAGGCUGUGGCUGACCGACUGCGCAAAGGCAUCACAGCACUAGAGACCUGUCAAGUUUUCCCAGAUGUGACCAUCCUAUUCAGCGAUGUGGUCAAAUUUAAUGAAAUCUGUAUCCACAUUACACCCAUGCAGGUGGUGGAUAUGCUCAAUGAGAUCUACAUUGUUUUUGACACCCUCAGUGAGAAACACAAUGUGUAUAAGGUGGAGACCAUAAGAGAUGCAUACAUGGUGGUGGCUGGAGUGCCUAAUAAGACCACAUUUCAUGCUCACCAUAUCUGUGACAUGGCUCUUGAUAUGCUGAGUUCCAUCGAUCACCUCAAAGACCCCUCUACCGGGGAUAAUAUUCAGAUUCGUGUUGGAAUUCACUCUGGUAUGGUGGUGGCAGGGGUAGUGGGACUAAAGAUGCCACGCUACUGUCUGUUUGGAGACACGGUGAACACUGCCUCUCGAAUGGAGUCCAAUGGUGUGGGCAUGCAAAUCCACAUUAGUCAGACCACCAAGGACCAUUUGGAGCAUGAGCCAUAUAUCAUUGAAGAAAGGGGCAAGAUUUUUGUAAAGGGGAAGGGCUACAUGAAGACAUAUUGGCUGAAAGGGAAAAAGGACCUGUCCUUUAAAACCCCAGCUGAGCUUCGGUACAGCAGUGAGCAGAAAGAUUCUGAGGAUCGAAGCUCUAACGGUUCCACUUGUACCAAUACCAAGCACUCUAACUCCAACCUAAACAUACCCAACGAGGAGCAGGCAGAGGGGAAGCCCACCCCUACAGAUCUGCCCACUGACACAAUCCCACCAUUGGAGGGCACCACAGACUCCACUGUGGCCACUAAUGAAUCUCAGGACAAGGAGAAGGUUAAAAAGACAAAGAACAACAAAGGAGCAACAAAGGCAGAAAAUGCCUCAGCUAAUUCACAGGAGAGUUCACCCCCUGCUGGUAGCCAGAAGAAUGAAGGUCCAGUGCUCAAUAGCAAAAAGCACAGCUUCAGAAAUCAGUACGCACGGCUACCAGCCAACCUGCCAAUGCGCAGUGCAGCCUGCACCCUUCUGUGAGAUGCAAGCAAUCGUUCAUCCUAUAGCUUAAACCAGACUGAAUUCCUAAUAGCCCUGCUUCACUGACAGAAAUAUAUCUAGAACCAGCUUAACUCAAGUUCUGAAAUUCUUACAUUAUUAUUGUACAUUAAGAGAAGUAAAUUCCAGCACUUGAUGUGAGUUGAUUCUAUACAGCAGUGGGAGAAGGAGAACUGGCUUUUGGACAGAUUUAAACUGCAUUUAAAACCUGUUAGUUUAUCAUCCUUAACACUGCUGCCAUAGCAGGAUGUUAACCAGACAACAGAUUUCAGACAUAACUGA